AUGUUAGAGCAGCGCUGCACGCCGCGCGUGUGGUCUAUCGUUCUGCUGCUUUCCCUUACUUUCAUGGCCAUCCAUCUGAAUUUUGAACUUGUGUGGAAUACGCCAUCAUCGUCAAAUCACGCAUUUCACCGCGUGGAUCAAGUCAUCGUGCAGAACCAUUCGGACCCUAAGCUGCAAUUUGUUCAGACGCUUCACAAUAUUGCACAAAACACGUCACAAUCGAGAGGAAUUGUUAUGCCCGUUUACGACGCAAAUGUCAAAGUGGCAGCCUCGUUGAUUCUCGAAUUGCGGACUAUGGGUGUCAAUGUCUCGAUUGAAUUGCCACAUUGUGGAGAUUUAUCAAUUGACAUGCAACGUUUACUUCCUCAAAAAGCAGCCUUUGGUUUGAUUCAUAUUUAUGACGUAUGUGAGGUGGCAGCGGCUGCAACGAUUGAGGGAAAUGAUGCUCAAAAACUGUUUUGUGAAAAUAUUGCAGCAUGCCACGCUAAAUUUCGAUCAUUCGAUGUUAAAAUCAUUUCAGUCAUUUAUUCGAAAUUUGAAGAAGUGAUGAUGAUCGACGCUGAUACGAGCUACUUCAUUAGCCCAACACUAUUAUGGAACACAGCGAGAUACAAAGCCACUGGCACGUUUAUCAUGAAUGAUCGCAUCGCACACGAAAUUUAUUACAUGGCGGAACGCAUUGGUGGAUCUGGAAAUGUCUCAGCGCAGCAUCGGUACAUGGCACGCUUUGAUCCUACGCCCUUUCGCUUUCUUCCUACGUUGGAGCGUGCGAAAGCUACCCUGCCAAAUCCUGUAUCGCUCCAAUUACAAUUUGAACCGAGUGAUUAUUUACUCAGUAGUCACUCGUGGAAUCUCCGAACUGGACAUCAAGUUGACUCGUCCCUUAUUUUGUGGAACAAGAAGAAACAACCACGCGCUACUGCCAUUCUUGGGUCAUUUAAGACGCUUAGUGACAUUGGUUCACCUCCGUCAUAUGGUGACAAGGAGUUGUACUUUUAUGCUGCAGAAUUAGCUGAAUCCCAAUACUCUUUCUCUGAUUAUGCUAUUGGGGCGGUCGGGUUAGAAUAUUUCGACUAUGGUGAGAACAAAUCGACUUUAUGCGGCGAUAUGGCGCAGGUUUUUCCAAUCAAGCAAGCGAACUGGAAGGAUGUUCCGCUGUUUUACUUGAAUACUGACCGCAUUUUGCACUUCAAACCGGAAAGUCAACCGGUAUACUAUAUGAAAGCUCGUUUAGCAGAUGUCUAUGUUGGACCGUUUGGGGAACGUCGCAUGGAAUGCCCGUUUGAGAUGACAGGAGCCCAAUUUUCUCAAGCUGAAGCAAGACAUUUGACUGCACGUCAACAACUGUAUGCUCUAGUGAGUGAAUGGGAACGAAUUUUUCUGGACAGCGCAAGUAGCUUAACAUCAAAAGAAGCGAAAAAUGCUGCGAUCGAUGGCAUGGUUGAGGACCAGAUGCGUGAAAUGCGAGCCGCGUAUCAGCAUGUAAAGAUUCCAAACCAUUAG
Plasmopara halstedii is the source of this 1503-nucleotide messenger RNA. RefSeq lists its product as hypothetical. The coding region runs from base 1 to 1503 and encodes 500 amino acids. The transcript has a single exon. Gene Ontology annotation, biological process: protein O-linked glycosylation. Gene Ontology annotation, molecular function: alpha-1,3-mannosyltransferase activity. The record is from RefSeq and is a predicted model, not a curated record. Lineage: Eukaryota; Oomycota; Peronosporomycetes; Peronosporales; Peronosporaceae. Gene Ontology annotation, cellular component: Golgi apparatus.